CGGAACUCUAGACCAAUAUGAUAUGCAAGAGGAUCCAAGACGAUUCAAUCCGGUCUCUAUCAUCCCGACUUCGAAGGACCCAAUCGGGAUCUCAGUGUUCAACUCGAUCAACUUCUACGCCACCAGGCUUCUAAUGCUUCCGUCUGCCGCCAACUACCCUGGACUACCCCCGGUUUGACCUCAACCUCAUUUAACGUAGCAUUUGAACUCUGAUCACUUGUUCUCACGGAACGAACGCGAACACUCAUUGAUGUUGUUCUGUAGACAUUGCAUUUUGGCUUCCUCUUUGUGACAUCGUCCACUGUUCCCGUCGUACAAUGAAUCACUGCAACUGUCCGCUAUCACAUCUUUCUCAGUUCAAGGAGCAGGAAUCACGGGCGGCGACUACUUCACCCUCCAUGUUUCGGCCCCGAAAAGACAAAUUUCCUUCCUUCCACACUAAACACCUACGCCUCUACAUCCCACCGAAUCUAUCAUCAAGAUGUCUCUUCGAUUGGGUGAUUAUGUGGAGAGCAUUUACUUCCGCGGACAAGACCCAUCAAAGGCAACGCAUCGGCCUUUCAACAACGGAAAUGCUCGAUCCCCACCACUACUCCGCUCUCGCGGAGUGAAUCGCAUACUCGUCUUCCCGGGUUCCUUCAACCCACCUCACCAGGGACACCUCGAUCUCCUCUGCCAUGUCUUCGGAAAUGCGGGCGAAGACCUCCAUGUCGUCGGCGCAAUCAUCAUCAUGACGGAUGAUGAGAGACUUGAAGCAAAACUCAGCAAAGAACAAGACCCCUUCCUUCUUUCCAGAGAGCAGCGCGUCAAUCUCUGGCGUGGCGAGGGAGUUCCAGUUGACUGGGCUUGGAUCUACGACAGAUCGGAGGCUAGCUGGCCCGAGUUCCAAGCCGAGCUGACCGGCAACUUGAGAAAGCGCGGAAUCGAGCUGAAGUUUGCACUUCUUGGAGGACCCGACAACGUUGGGGUUCAGGGUACCCCGGCUCCUAAGUAUUGGAAUUGCGAAAGCAUCCUCACCAGCAAUGUUUCUCGCCCUGUCGACUUCCUCUGCCCCAACUCCCUUCGACAACUGCCUGGCUAUGAGACGUGGACGAAGCCUGACAUCGAUCGCGGCCGGAUUAUGCGUCAAAUCGAAGCCAAGUUGCGUGGAAAGUCACGUCAAGUUAUUGAAGAAGCUGUUUCCCUGGCGGUUGAUAACCUGGCUGCUAUUUGGGUCUGUCGCAGACUUCGGAAACCCAGAACUAUGAUCCGCUUCAUCCCAAAACCUGCAGAGAUUGCCUCCGCUUACAUCCCCAGCUCGACCAACAUCCGAAGCAUUGUAUCGAAUCCGUCAUCGGACAGACUGGGCGACCUGAAAAAGAGUAAGGCCCUCAAUGCCGAUAUCCUGGCAGAGUACGUCCGUCAGCGACUGACCUCGCCGAGAAAGGCACUCAAACAGGAAGAGGAGCCCGAAACAGAGAAGAAAGACGAGCGAACCCCUGAUGACUUUUGGUAAUGAUGCGGUUGACAGGUGGAAGGAAAAUGUGAAGAUGGCAUUGAAACCAUGAUGUGUAAGACGCACCCUGGGAGCAUCUAGUAGA
Ilyonectria robusta is the source of this 1580-nucleotide messenger RNA. RefSeq lists its product as uncharacterized. NCBI's taxonomy places the organism in Eukaryota, Fungi, Ascomycota, Sordariomycetes, Hypocreales, Nectriaceae. The record is from RefSeq and is a predicted model, not a curated record. Gene Ontology annotation, biological process: biosynthetic process. Gene Ontology annotation, molecular function: catalytic activity. Bases 482 to 1495 code for a protein of 337 amino acids. The transcript is spliced from 2 exons.